UGGUGCCAUUUUGGGCCGGCCUACGACGCCCAACUCUGGUCUCGUGGGUCGGAAGGAACCUGCAGAGUUAUUGCAUCGAACUCGGCACCGAAAUUGGAAGUGGGUUGGGCAGAACGUCCUCUGCCCCGUGAAAACUCGCUGAUUGCUUCAAUCCCGCUUUAAGAACUGUCCUCUGGCGAAUCUUUCGCGUGCACCUUCAGUGUUCAGUGCCCCUUUUAGUAAUUUUAUUCACAGAAAUCCCCCCAUAUCAGCUGACAGUUUGGCCUCACUCUAAAUGUAUCCCCUGCUCCCUCUUGUGCAGGUCCAAUGCCGUUGUAUUCCAGACAUCUAAGCUUCAUUGUGGAAAUUUUGCAACAUGCUGCUGCACUUUGUUGCUUUCCCAACUCAUGCACCCGCCUGCUCCCCUAACUUUCUGCCUUUGUGUUACUAAACUUUUCAAUGAUUAUGAGUUUCGGGUCAUCAGUCAGGGUGUGACAAGAUUACGAUUUGCAACCUUAGGGUAAAGCAUUAGGUUUGGCAAAGUACUGCUGCAAUUCUCUCCUCUGGAGCGAUGCGCUCAGCAGGAACGAUGGGUGUACAAGUAUCACUGGUAUGCAUGUUGGUAGCACUACUUUUCUCCCCCGCAGCUGUCAUUGCUUACGACUACAGUGAUGCAUUGUUUAAAUCCCUCAAGUAUUUCGAAGCUCAACGAUCAGGGAAGCUACCAUCCAGCCAACGUGUCUCUUGGCGCGGGGAUUCGGGGAUUAAUGACGGGCAAGAAGAUGGAGUUGACCUUUCGGGAGGUUACUACGAUGCAGGAGACAAUGUCAAGUAUGGUCUGCCGAUGGCGUUUACCAUUACUAUGCUCUCUUGGAGUGUAAUUGAAUACAAAACCCAACUACAGUCAUCUGGCCAGCUUGACUAUGCACUUGAUGCGAUCAGGUGGGGAACUGACUACUUUAUCAAAGCACAUCCAGAACCAAAUGUCCUGUGGGGUGAAGUUGGAGACGGCGCGAGCGACCACGACUGCUGGAUGCGCCCUGAGGACAUGACUACCUCCCGAAAAGCAUAUAAAAUCGACGCAAACAACCCUGGGUCUGACCUUGCUGGGGAAACUUGUGCUGCCAUGGCUGCCGCCUCCAUCGUAUUGAAGUCCUCUGAUCCGGAAUAUUCAGCCACCCUCCUUCGGCAUGCAAGGGAGCUCUUCACUUUCGCUGACACCUACCGGGGAUCUUACGACAACAGCAUUCCUAUUGCGGCGAAAUUUUACAAAUCUUGGAGCGGUUUCAACGAUGAAUUGCUGUGGUCUGCCUUGUGGUUGCAUCAAGCCACCGGAGAAGACUCGUUCCUGCAGUAUGUCUGCAAUUAUGCGGCAGACUUGGGUGGAACUGGCUUUGCGAUGGAUCAGUUCAGCUGGGACAACAAGUACGUCGGCGUGCAGCUCAAAGCAACUAAGUUGUUGCUGGAUGGAAAGGUCGACCCGGCCUACAUUCCCACUCUCCGUCUUUACCAAAUCAAGGCGGAGUACUUCCUCUGUGCCGCGCUCCAGAAAAACGCCGGAGCACAAAUCACCAAGUCUCCAGGGGGCCUGUUCUGGAUCGCGGACUGGAACAACAUGCAAUACGUCACAACUGCAGCGUUCCUCCUCACGCUUGCAUCUGACUACUACGAAAGUGCACACACAUCCCUCAGCCAUUGCACAUCUGCGGUGACAAACUCGGAGUUGCUAGCUGCUGCGAAAGGACAGGUGGAUUACGUUUUGGGUAAUAACAACAGAGGCCAAAGCUUCAUGAUCGGGUUUGGAAACUCGUACCCGCAGCGAGUCCACCAUCGUGCUGCUUCAAUAUCGGAGCCUGUGGGGUGCAAGGAAGGGUUUGACAGAUUUUUCUACACUCAGAAUAGCAACCCGCACAUUAUUGAAGGUGGAGUUAUCGGCGGACCUGAUGCGAAUGACAACUAUAACGACCAACGCACCGAGUUCUCCAUGUCUGAGCCUGCCCUUUACAACACGGCGCCACUCGUCGGAACUUUAGCCCGCUUGAGUGUUGGCAGCGACUUGGCUUCUUCUUUUCUGGAGGAUACCAUCACCGCAGUGGAUACUCUAGUGGGCGCUGUAUUUGCAAGCAGGCCAAGCCAGGGAACUGCUGGGAUCAUGUCAACUCAUGAGAGUCGGCAAACGAGGGGUCGCCCAGUUCGGAAGCCCAGCCAUACUGCUGACUGCAUUACUAUCACGCAAUAUCUCGUGGAGAAGUGGGGUUCCGGCAGGCACGUCUAUUUCAAGAAUGCCGGGAAAAUCACAAACAACUGCAAGAAAGCGAUUACAGGUACUAAGUUCGUGGUCCAUAAUUUGUAUGGACCUCUUUGGGGGUUACACAAGGAAACUGAGUGUGGCAACAUGUAUACUCUCCCCGACACGAUGACUACUUUGAAACCCGGGGAGUGCGUCGAUUUUGCUUACAUUCAGGAGCGACCCUCGAAGGCAAAAAUUUUCGUUCAAGAAGCUUGUCCGACUUGUGCUGUGGACCAGUAGGUUUCAUUUCGUGAUUUUUCAUCAUGGUGCUGCUGUUCGCAUGCAAGGUAUGGUAGCAAAUUAUUUAAGGCCAUCUGUAGGGAUAUACGUUGCGCAGAGUUGUGAAGGUCUUGAGAGGUUAAGUUUCUUGUAUGAUCUUGUAGAGCAGCUAAUUAUUCCUCAGUCAUUGAAUUUGGUUUAGAUGUUCUGAGCUGCUGCAUGGUGGCCGAACUUCGUUUGAUUGUGUUCUGUUGGCGACUGAGGUGCUCAUUACGCCUGACAAGUGUUUUACUUUUAUUCUGCACGCAACCAAUGGUUCGUGAUUUUUCUAUUAAAUGCCUGGGAGUCCAUGGUAUAUUUGAGUUGGUA
This is a messenger RNA of Physcomitrium patens, 2857 nucleotides long. Its product is annotated as endoglucanase 7. NCBI's taxonomy places the organism in Eukaryota, Viridiplantae, Streptophyta, Bryopsida, Funariales, Funariaceae. Gene Ontology annotation, biological process: carbohydrate metabolic process. Gene Ontology annotation, molecular function: carbohydrate binding; hydrolase activity, hydrolyzing O-glycosyl compounds. The record is from RefSeq and is a predicted model, not a curated record.